Molecule: messenger RNA, 3132 nt
Organism: Carassius gibelio (silver crucian carp)
Lineage: Eukaryota; Metazoa; Chordata; Actinopteri; Cypriniformes; Cyprinidae
Gene: cox19
Product: cytochrome c oxidase assembly protein COX19
Exons: 3
Coding region: 487-777 (96 amino acids)
Biological process (GO): mitochondrial respiratory chain complex IV assembly
Cellular component (GO): mitochondrial intermembrane space
Source: RefSeq, a predicted model, not a curated record
CUGUCAAAGUGAAGCCAAAAUGAAUGGGAAUCAAUGGAAUGCUAACAGCAGGUGGGGGUCCGCUAGCCAAUGGCGGUGCACAGGGGUGCUUCAAAAAAUAUGAAACCCUGCCCCGCUGAAUAUUACACAACACCGGCCCUUAGUUUAUAGUGUCUACCCGCCUUGUUCGGAACCAACACAUAAAACAACUUCUAGAGAAAACAAGCAAUUUUAUUAGUUAUUUCUUAGUUUAUUUGUAUUUAUGCAUAGAUGUUUGGUUUUAAACUAGUACUUAUUAAGUUGCUAAAUGUGUAGGUGUGAAAUUAAGUCUUAUGUGUUUCGCUUACCUUUAUUUUGAAAAACCAAGGUUGCGUAAUACAGAGGAAGUAAACAGUCCAGUUAUUGCUUAAUUCACAGCUUCAGCUGAGGGCUUGUUAAAAUCCACCAGUGGGUCCCCUUUCACAACUAAAUGUAGUAGUGAAACCUUAGAUUUAAAAAAAAAAAACGAUGUCAACAGCAAUGAACUUCGGAACCAAGACCUUUCGCCCGCGUCCACCGGACAAAGGAGCGUUUCCCUUGGAUCAUUUUGGUGAAUGUAAAUCGUUUAAAGAGACAUACAUGCGAUGUCUUAGAGACAACCAUUUCGACAGUUCGAGCUGUCGAGGAGAGUCAAAAGAGUACCUGGAGUGCAGGAUGGACAGACAGUUAAUGGCAAAGGAACCCUUUGAAAAACUUGGAUUUAAGGACUUAAUGGAGAAACACGCAGAAGAAAUUAAGCCAAAUCCUGACCAAAUAUAAUGGCUUGCAUUCACAUUAUGUUAAACAGUUAUGUGUUAUAUUUAUCUUGAUAUCAACUGAUAAACUACUAUAACAAGGAUAUUUUAAAAAUAAAUAAUCAAGGUGUGUAUGUGAAUAAUAAUCCGUAUGCCGAGUGUUCCCAUACUGAUACUUGGCAGAUUUGUAGAGUGGUCUUAAAAUUGUUUUAAUGAUUUGAGUUUUGUUCUUAUCACUGGAGCUUUUUGAUAUUUCUCUGGAAUAAAGAGUGAGCUUAGCUCAGCACUGCUAUGAACAGCCUUGCCAUUAAAAAAAAAAAAAAAAAAAAAACUUUACAUUUUUUUAAUGUAAAUAAGACAGUUAAAACUUAACUUUUUUUGGCUCAAGUAAAUUCAAUCUCAACAAAAAAAUUAAAGAAAACAUCGCACAAAUAUACUGACAACAAUUUACAGCACAAAAUCAUAAUUUGUGAAUCUAUUUAUAUAACAACCCUUUACGGACACCUUGGCAAUUGAAUCACCAUUGGCUAGUAAGUUGUUUUGUUUGUUCACCAGACUGAAAUGCUAUACUAUCUUUACUAUCUGUCUGUCUAUCUAUAUCUAUAUAUAUAUAUAUAUAUAUAUAUAUAUAUAUAUAUAUAUAUAUAUAUAUAUACAUACAUAUAAAAUAUAGCGGUGCCAUUUUACAAAUAUAUAUUUUAAAAUUAUCACGGUUAUCAGUAUUAUCACUGCAUUGUUAUAAUGGGCUGGAGAUGUUAAAAACGUACAUACACAUAAAUCACUUAACCAAGAUUUAUAUUUAAAAAUCAACAAACAACAGAUAACAUUACUUUUUGUUUGCAUAAUCACUAAAACAAUAACAUUACCAAUGAUGUCCGGAUUUUAAAUGACAAUUUGACUGACAACAAUUUAAUAGCAUUCAAGAUUGAGAUAUUUAAUGUAAGUGUUCAAUUAAAGCUUUGAAGAAGUUCAAUAAAAGGUAAACAUUUCAGCCUUUAAAUCAAGAAAAGAUAUGUCAAAAUUUUAAUUGCUUAAAAAACCUCUGUGAUCACAAAAGCAUUGCUAUUUAAAAGACUUCCUUUAGGUCAGCAGUUCUCAAUUCCAGUCCUCGCGCCAAGAAAUACAGAAAUUGGUGGUGAAAAAUUGAAAAAGCAUAAUAUCACUCCUUUAAAAGGCAUUAUUAAGCAGUUCAUUAAUACGGCUAUAAAGUUUUUUUUUUUUUCUUCAGCAUAUGAGAUCAUUAAGAAAGUGAAAUUAAAUGAUUAAUAAACUAUGUCAGUGUAAAUAUAUAAAUCUUAUUAUUUAGACACAUGAAAAUUGUUGGUCAGUGUGUUAAUAACUGCUUUAUUAACAUAUAUUCCUACUGUAAUUAAGGAUAAAGUCAAGUUUUUAUAAAACAUUUAAUAAUUGCCAGCUAUCUAUUUUUGUGAGCUCAUCUAAAGUGAGGACCAUUUUUAAAACAUUCACAAAGGAGAAUUAAAGUAUCAUUCAUCUACCAAACUAAAGUUAAACACAACACAGAGGGAUACAGAACACAUAAAUAUUUUUUCAAGAUGAAAAAAUUUACUGUACAGCUGUACACUUGAUAAAAAAAUGAAAUAUAAAUAUGUAAUGUACUAGCUUUCCAAUGCCUUUGCCGUUGAUAACAGGAGUAAGAAAGUUUAGAUCGUGUACAAACAGAGUCCAUGCAGACGGAUGUAGAUGCAUAACAAAUGUCUUUCUUUAUUACUUGAGCUCCAUUAAACAUGAUCUCAAACUUCUUGUGGCCUCUCCUUGUUCACAUGUACACACAAAGCAAAAGCCAGAGAGAGAGAGAGAAAUAUAUAUAUAAUAUUUCUGAGUUCUGUAUCAAUCUGUGUUGUGUUUUUUAUUUUUAUUUUAUUAAAUUUUCUUAUAAAAAUAACUGAGCCUUUAAACUUCUUUGUAAUAUAUGUGCUUAUAAACCAAGAACAAUUUAUUUAUAGCUGUAUUUAUAAACUUACUAAUGACUAUUCAUUUUGGCCUUACUAAGCAUGAACUGACUAUUUACUGAUGCUUAGCUAAUAAGUGCAGUUAUUAUAAAGUGUGACCCAUGCAUUUACUAAUGUUAACCAAUGAGACAUUAUUUUACAGUGUUAUCAAAUCCUUUAAUGAUUUAUAAAAGUUUUGUAAUGAUUUUAUUUUCCUAUGAUCAUUUGUGAAAUAGUUUUGCUUGCAUUGCAGCUUAGUCUUCAUCUGUGAGCUGAACAGUUUUACUGUUAAAUCCAAGAGAUUAUGUAAAUUCAGAUAAAUGUCAUGUCACAGGAUGUCAUAGUAAAGCAUGUCUGUGUGUGUCAAAAUCGUGAUUAAAAUCUAAAUCAAUUCAACAAAAACAAAAAAAAUAAAAAUAAAAUUGUCCAUA